Molecule: messenger RNA, 1542 nt
Organism: Coccomyxa subellipsoidea C-169
Lineage: Eukaryota; Viridiplantae; Chlorophyta; Trebouxiophyceae; Coccomyxaceae
Exons: 9
Coding region: 1-1542 (513 amino acids)
Molecular function (GO): O-acetyltransferase activity
Source: RefSeq, a predicted model, not a curated record
AUGCGUGAGGCCACAACUGCGUCAAUGGGCACAUGUCUGCGCCAGUGCGCCAGGCGCGGCACGUUUGUGCUGGUAUGCGCGUUACUGCUGCUGCCGAGCAUAGUGCCAACACCUUUAGUUGACGCGAAACGGCGCGCGGCGCACACAAAGCACCAUGGCGGCGCGGCGGCGGCUGCGGCCGGGUCGGUGGGGGGCGAGGAGGCUUGGGACCCCCAGCAGACUGGGGGCGUCCUGGAGGGGGAUGACGAUGGCACCACAGCUGUGCCGCUAGAGGCUGCAGAGCAGCACUUCCACCUGAUGCCCUCCAGGCCAGAGGUGGAGGACGAGGAUGAGGAUGAGGCAGAGGUGGGGUUGCUGGGGGAGGUGGUCAGCCUACCAGCUGCCAAGAAGGUGGUGCCCAAAGGGUCAAUGCACCCGCGCGGAAAGACCGGCCUGCCACACUGCACCCCCGACGCCAUGGGCCUGGUGCCAAAUGUGACAGGGAGCUGGGUGGACCACCCAAACCCGGAGCACAUCGGCUUGUAUGAUCCGCGCGGCGGCUGCCCCGAGUGGGCCGAGGACUUCAACUGCCUGAGGCCCUACCCGCCCGCGCUGCCCAAUCCAGACCUCGCCGCCCGCGAGUUCCGCAAGGCGCGCGCCUCUAAAACCCCCAACAUUGAAUUCCCAAGAAUUGUAUAUCCCCACCAUAAAAUGAUGGUGUUUUUGGCGGAUCAGUGCCAGCUGCGGCAGUUUGAUGCAAACGCCUUCCAGACCUGCUUCACCGGCCGCCGCCUCUUCCUUAUCGGUGACAGCCUGAUGCGGCAGCAGUUUGCCUCGCUGGCGUGCCUGCUGAAGGGGGUGAGCGCCUCGGGCAAGAGCGCGCGAUGGGACCUGUCGGACAUCAAGCUGCAGGGAGACUAUCUGCACGCCUGGGGCGACCGCACAUCGUCUGUGUCCAAGCAAUUCGUCGGCGAAUUCACCCUCAACAACGGCGCGCAGGUGAUCAUCCGCUCGUUCGGCACAUACCAGGCGCAGUUGUGGGACGAUAUUUUUGCCGAGUUUGCGCCAAUCACUGAGAAUGACGUCAUCCUGGUGAAUUUUGGCGCCUGGUACCCGCGCUUCAAGAUCAGUGAGCCCCACCUGCCCUGGCAGGAGUGGCAGAACUCCAUGACCGAGCUCUUCACCCAGAAGCUUGCCACCACACCCGCUCAGGUGGUGUGGAAGGACUAUUCCCCCAGCCACUUCUGCGGCGCAACAGGCACAUUCAACGGCAUCGAUGAGUCACUGCCGGGCGUCCCGCCGCGCACCAAAUGCGAGCCGGCCUCCGUGGGAGAGUACUGGUACGGCGACUGGACGCGCACAUUCCUGAACACGACCUGUGGCGGGCCGUGCGCGAAGAUUCGGGUGCUGCCGAUCUUUGACCUGUCGCUGCCGCGCUUCGACAGCCACCACGGAAGCUUCGGCCGCGGCCGAUUCGAUGACAAGGCGACCGAUUGCCGCCACUUCUGCAACAAUGUUGUCGACGUCUGGAACACAGUCUUUUUCAAUAUGCUCUGCUCCUAA